AUGUGGGAGUACUACUCGGGCAAAGUCAUUUUCAUCACAGGCGCCUCAGGUUUCCUGGGCACUGUCCUGGUAUACCGCAUAUGCUCACAAGCUCCUGUUGAUCAUAUAUACCUACUCUCCAGGGGUGGACUACCUCGUCUGGAAGCUAAAUGGCACGAGCACUUACCUUCCAAAUACAUUGAGUGCCUCUAUGAUGCCAAAUUAGUGACCGUCAUCAAAGGCGACGUGGUCGAGCCUAACCUUGGCAUCGACGAGAAUUGUCUGGAGACGCUGCGAGAACGAGUCAAUAUCGUCAUCCAUGCAGCUUCAUCGAUCUGCCUCAGUGGUUCCUUGGAACAAUUAUCAAAACCGAUCAUCCACGGCAGCGAAAGGAUAGUCAACUACUCCCUACAAUGCCAUCAACUAGAUCGCUUUGUUUACGUCUCAACGGCCUAUGCAAAUGCUUUCCUAUACCAAGAAUCUGCGGAUAUCGACCCUUACGUGGAGGAGAAAAUAUACCCCCUCGCUCAAGGAGAGAAACGAGACGUACAUGCCGAAUGGGGAGAAGUUCAAAAACAGGGCGAGUCCAAGGAAUACAACGCACAUAGUUUCCCCUGGCCCUACGGCUAUGCCAAACACCUCACGGAGCGACUGGUCCUGGACAAAUUCACGGCCACCGGUAAAGCGGAAAAGCUUCUCAUUCUGCGGCCCUCGAUCAUUGCGCCUGCCCAGUCUUUCCCAUAUCGGGGCUUUAGCGUACCAAAAUCCACGCCGACGACCGUUUUAGCUGCUGGUUUAAUUAUAACCCCAACCCUAGUAACGCGCAUGGCAAGCCGGGCUAAAGACCCGGAGAGGCAAGCAACAAUCGACGAGGUUCCCGUGGAUGUUGUAGUGGACCGACUACUGGCUCACCUUGCGAAAGGGACGACCGGUCCUGUCCAUGCAGUUAGUGGCGCGAGAGCGCGGUACCAAUUUCGAGCUUUCUGGAAGGAAGCCAUGGAGCUGCGCAGGCUACCAUGGCCCUUGUGGAAAAGGUGGUUGGAUGUGGAUUGGCGAUCGAGCUCACUGCACCCGAUUGCUCGCAUCUAUGUGUUAUAUGCAGCCUCGUACCACUUUUCCGAAGAGAAAACUCUUUCAUUGUGGAAGAGUUUGGGUGAGGAGGAGAAGACUGGAUUGCAGUGGUUUACCGCGAGCUCUGAGGGCCAGGUUGGUCUGGCUGCGAGGGUUGAGCAGAUACGAUUUGUUGCGCAGCAUUUCGCUUCCAAGAGCCUUCUGGGACGGAUUUUGUUUCGGUUAUUCUAUUCCUCAUAG
Aspergillus alliaceus is the source of this 1290-nucleotide messenger RNA. RefSeq names its product male sterility protein-domain-containing protein. Lineage: Eukaryota; Fungi; Ascomycota; Eurotiomycetes; Eurotiales; Aspergillaceae. Gene Ontology annotation, molecular function: alcohol-forming very long-chain fatty acyl-CoA reductase (NADP+) activity. Bases 1 to 1290 code for a protein of 429 amino acids. The record is from RefSeq and is a predicted model, not a curated record. Gene Ontology annotation, cellular component: peroxisome. The transcript is spliced from 2 exons. Gene Ontology annotation, biological process: long-chain fatty-acyl-CoA metabolic process.